GACACACAGCGCGGCGCGCGGGGCAGUGCCAGUCGCGACGUCGCCCGCGCCGGAGCUCUGUAUCGGCCCGUGUUGCUCUCCUCGCCGGUCGACCGGUCCGCGCCCUGCGAUUUUGUAAUCAUCCACGAGUGCCAGUGAUAACUCCGAUAUCAAUUCGCCAAUCGCGAGCGACGCGAUCUGCUACGUGUAAGAUAACGUCGCGCCGGUCACUAGUGAUCGGCACGAUCGCGCCGACGAACCCUCUAUCGAUUCUUAAAGUGUAUUUCCGCGGGGUAGUGUCCCCAUACCCCGUCCCGGUGUGAAUUGAGUGAGACGCCAUGCGACCCAAGGAGGAGGUGGACGCGAAAGUCCAGAAAGGGACUUUCAUCCUGUCCGAGAAGAUAGAUGACACGAAGGGGAAGAAGAACGAGAAGGAUAUGAAGAAGGAGAUGAAGAGGCUGGAGAAGGAGAAGGCGGAGCGCGAGAAGCGCGAGCGCAAGGCGCGCGACAAGGAGCGCGAGCGCGACAAGCACGCCAAGAAAGGCAAGGUGGUGUGCGGCGCGUGCGGCGGCAAGUGCAGCGGCGAGGUGCUGCGCGUGUCCGACAAGUACUUCCACACGGCGUGCUUCACCUGCCGGGCGUGCAGCGCCUCGCUCGCCAAGGGAGGGUUCUUCUGCAAGGACGGACACUACUACUGCCCACAGGACUACCAGCGGUCGUUCGGCACGCGGUGCGCGGCGUGCGGGCAGUACGUGGAGGGCGAGGUGGUGUCGGCGCUCGGGAACACCUACCACCAGAAGUGCUUCACCUGCGCGCGCUGCAAACGCGCGUUCCCGUCGGGCGAGAAGGUGACGUACACGGGCGCGGAGGUGGUGUGCUCGCAGUGCGUGGCGGCGCCGCAGCGGCACACGGCGCGGGCCGCGCGCGAGCCGCGCCUCGAGCCGCGCGCGCCCAGCCGCGAGGCCCGCGACCACGCCGACCACAACGACCACGCCGCCCACGCUGACCCCGCCGGCCGCGCCGACCACAACGACCACAACGACCGCGCGCCGCGCGCCCACGACCAGAACGGUAACCACACACCCGGGGAGUGUGCGGGAUGCGGUCAAGAGUUAUCAGAAGGGCAGGCUUUGGUCGCCUUAGACAGACAAUGGCACACGUGGUGCUUCUCGUGCGGCGAGUGCGGCGGCGUGCUGCAGGGCGAGUACAUGGGCCGCGGCGGCGUGCCGUACUGCGAGCGCGACUACCAGCGCCUCUACGGCGUGCGCUGCGCCUACUGCCAGCGGUACAUCUCCGGGAAGGUGCUGCAGGCGGGCGAGAACCACCACUUCCACCCGACGUGCGCGCGCUGCAGCAAGUGCGGCGACCCCUUCGGCGACGGCGAGGAGAUGUUCCUGCAGGGCGCCGCCAUCUGGCACCCGCGCUGCGGGCCCGCGCCGCACGACCACGGCGACGUCGCCACGCUGGACCGCGCCUGCUCCGAGCUGCAGUUCUCGCUGCGCUCGCGCACGCCCAGCGUCAACGGCUCCUACUGCAGCCCCUACAGUAGCUUGACCAGGAAGUACGGGUCCCGCGGCGUGUCCCCGGGGCUGGCGCUGCGCUCGUACGGCUCGGGCUCGGGGCUGGCGUCGCCCGCGCGCAUCACCACCUACAGCUACCUCACGUCCGAGCCCAACUACCUGCGGCGCCCGCUGCAGCCCGCGCCGCCCGCCAGCCCGCACUUCCACCGCCCGCCCUCGUCGGCCAGCACCCGCGCCAGCUCCCGCGCCGGCAGCAAGGCGUCGUCGCGGCCCGGCAUGCGCGUGCUGGUGGACUCCAUCCGCUGCGAGACGCCGCGGCCCAAGUCGCCGCACAUGAACAACGAGGAGCCCAUCGAGCUGUCCCACUACCCGGCGGCCUACAAGCCCCCGCCCGGCACGCAGCCCAAGAUCGAGCGCGACGACUUCCCCGCGCCGCCGUACCCCUACACCGACCCCGAGCGGCGGCGCCGCUGGUCGGACACGUACAAGGGCGUAGCGGACAGCGACGAGGAGGACGGCAAGGUGAACGGCGCCGUCAACGGGGGUGAGCAGCUGCGGCGCGAGGAGCAGGAGCUGGCCAAGAUCGACACGGGCAUCGCGCAGGUGUUCUUGAAGGAGGUGAAGGAGCGCGAGAAGCUGCAGCAGUGGAAGCGGCAGAACCUCGACCCCAGGAACGCGAGCCGCACCCCGAGCGCGGCCCGCGAGGCGGCCCCGCGCCUGCGCUACUCGUCCCCCGUGGGCGCGUCCCCCUCGCGCAGCCUGGACCACCGCGCCCUCCACGACGCCUCCUGCGCGCACACCGCCAGCCACGGACACAUCCCCUCCUACAACGUGGUGUCGUCGCUGCGCGCGCCGCCGCGGCCCGGCUACGGGCUGGCCGCCCGCAGCCACACCUUCUCCUCCAGCACCGCCGGGGACUUCACGUUCAGCGCGCUCGGGGACAAGACGCACAGCACCGACUUCAGCAGCGGCAAGUCUGACAUAUCUGCCGGCUCCAUCACCGACGUGGACAGGAGUGCUGUGACGACGGACGGCGGCGGGGCGGGCGCGGCGGGCGGGGCGGGCAUGUGCCGCGGCGGCGGGCGGCGCUCGCUGCCCAACAUGGCCACGUCGCUGCUGCUGCACGAGCCCGCCAAGCUGUACCCCUACCACCUGCUGCUCAUCACCAACUACCGCCUGCCGCCCGACGUCGACCGCCUCAACCUCGAGCGGCACCUGUCGGACGCGGAGUUCGAGGCGAUCCUGCAGAUCGGGCGGCAGGACUUCUACCGCCUGCCGCAGUGGCGCCGCAACGAGCUCAAGCGCCGCGCGAGGCUCUUCUAACCGCCGCCCGAUGAUCCCCGUGCCGCAUAAUCCGAUCACCACAUUAUUUAUUACGACUUGUUGUUAUUUUAUUUUUAUAUUUUAACUUUAAUGUAUCGUAAGUUCGCGCGUGCUGCUGCCGACCCCGGCCCGGCGGCGGCGCACAGACCCCGCCCGGCGCCUCACUUUUAAACCUUAUUGGACCGCGAUAAGGUGUACAAGCGGGCCGCCGCCGCCGGGCCGCGGCGGGCGCUGCGAUGUUACGCCGCACCACGGUCCCCCGUGUCCGUGGCGCGUGGUGUACACGCGUGGUGUACACGCGUGGUGUACACGCGCGUGGUGUACACGCGUGUAUCGUGUAUAUUGUAUAGAGUGCGAGUUCAUAGAACUGGGCGCCGCCGCAGCCGCCGCCUCGUUACCUAGUAACGCCGAGCUGUUAAUAUAUUGAUGCCUUGUUUUAUAGAAUGACUAAUAUAUAUGAGAGUUGUGUGCGCGAGUGUAUUUGAUUUACUUUAGUGAGAACCAAAUAUAUUGUAAUUUGUAAGAGACCUAUAUUGCGGUAGCUGUAAGUCGGGACAUACAAAUGUACUACGUAGGUUAAGUAUAGCUUUCGUCGGUAGCGGGCGUGUGCAGGCCGCGUCGUGACGUCACGCCUCCCACAUGGUCCACCGUUACAGUCUAUACCACAUGGUAUCCCGGGCCCGCGUCGCGGCAGCUCCUUCUACUAUUGGCAGUUAGCUAAUGAACGUUCCGUGCUCGAGCCGCUUCGGGCGACGCGUUGUUUUUAAUGUUAUUUUAGCGAGAUGUUAGUGUCGCGUGCUGUGAGCGAGUGCAGCUUCUAGUGCUGUAAGUAUCGUGUAAGGUAGGUAGCUUACUAUCAAAUGGAAUGCCUAAUUCGUUACCAGGUCACCGUGUCGCGUGUCCGCGACACCGCCGCCGUGCUGUCUUCACUCCCUUACUAUCCCCGCAGCCCGCCAGCAGGGGGACUCGCCUGUUCCUACUGCUGCCGUGCUCUUGGACUCCGCCUGCUGUCUUCACAGCUUUAGCAACUUCAAAAGCCUCUAACCUUUUAGAAAUUAGUACCUUCGAAGUACAUGAGCACUUUAUAAUAUCGACUCCAGAAUGUAUGUGAAAAUAUUCUUUACGUGUUAAUUUAUAUUGUUUUAACAUCACACAAAUUUUUAUUAUGAUUUAUGUGAUUGAUUUAGCUGGUUGUACACAUUGUCUCGGUGUAGUGUAGUAUGUAAUCACGUGGUGCCGACCUAGAUGCGCUAAGACACGUCACAAGCUCGUUGCUCGGCCGCUGUGGCCGGCAUCGGCAUAUAUAUUAUAUAUAUAUAUUCAAAUGUAUAUACGAUUUAUUUUAGCAAUGUAAAGCUUAUGAUGAACAGGCUUUAUAAUAAAAUGCACUAAGUAUAUCUCUGGCGAGCUCCUCAUAAUGUUUACUAGAACAGACGCCCGCGAACUUUGUGAGUGUAUUUUAUUAUUCGCCUGCGGCUAUUUACGACUUACUAUAAUUCACGUACUCCUGCGCGAGUACUAAUAUUUGGAUUUUCAAAAAUAUUGUACUGUCAUGGUUGCGACGUGACACAAUGAGAGCAAUUUAUCAGUGAUUUUAAACAAGAAGACUAUGCUUUUGAGUAAUAAUAAUGCAUUUCCAAUCA
Messenger RNA from Pectinophora gossypiella (pink bollworm), 4465 nucleotides. RefSeq names its product actin-binding LIM protein 3 (gene Unc-115a). The transcript has 19 exons. NCBI's taxonomy places the organism in Eukaryota, Metazoa, Arthropoda, Insecta, Lepidoptera, Gelechiidae. The record is from RefSeq and is a predicted model, not a curated record. Gene Ontology annotation, cellular component: actin cytoskeleton. Gene Ontology annotation, molecular function: actin filament binding. The coding region runs from base 318 to 2822 and encodes 834 amino acids. Gene Ontology annotation, biological process: lamellipodium assembly; cytoskeleton organization.